Messenger RNA from Mya arenaria, 858 nucleotides. RefSeq lists its product as uncharacterized. Gene Ontology annotation, molecular function: zinc ion binding. The coding region runs from base 1 to 858 and encodes 285 amino acids. The record is from RefSeq and is a predicted model, not a curated record. Lineage: Eukaryota; Metazoa; Mollusca; Bivalvia; Myida; Myidae. The transcript has 3 exons.
AUGGCGUCGAAUAAAGAGGUUGGUGAUCCGUGUCAAUUUGACAAAUUAUCAGUGCGUGAACUUAAGAUGUAUUUACGAGAUAGAGGAGCACAUGUGUCAGGAAAUAGACCGGAGUUAAUAAAACGUGCCCGAGGCCUUGUACAAAUCGGAAAACGGACAUUGAAAGAGAUUAAUAUUCAGGACAAUAACAACAAACUUGAACGACAGGAGGAAUUAUUUACCACGCCGCUAGGUGAAAAAUUGCCAGAGCCAGGCAGUUUAAAAGGUUGUUGGGAGGACGAUGUGUUAAAAAUUCCCUUCUUCAGGACGCAGGAUUUAUACAAUUACCUUGUGUUAAACCGUUCACGCACGUUUGACAAUCAGAACAUGAAUGCAAGAAAACAAUUAAAAGCCAAAGUGUUCUACGAAGAUGGACAUGUCCAUAGUGUGAAAUACAAUCAGAUAUCACAUAAAUGUUCCCACUGCUACGUAAGAGCAAAGGUCAUUCCGUCCUUACCAGGGUCUGAUGUUCAAAAAAAGGAUUAUGAACCAUGGGCCUGUCUGUCUAAAGUAUCGGGAAAGGUUCAUGCUGCUGGAUGCAACUGUGCUGCUGGGGAGGGGGAAUCCUGCAACCAUGUUGCUGCGUUGCUGUACGCCCUUGUUGAUAUCGGUUCCAAACAGAAGGAUGGUUUGAAUGCGCCAACUUCAACAAAAUGUAAAUGGAACCAGCCGAGGAAAAGAAAAAUAAGCCCUCAAAGGUCUCAGCAUCUUGUAUUCAAAAAGCUGAAAUUUGAAAAUGACACUUUACAGAAACUACUAGAUGGGGCAGAAGUCAUGAACCAGCUGCCAAGCGUGUGUACCAAAGGCGUAUUCAAAUAA